Molecule: messenger RNA, 1109 nt
Organism: Cokeromyces recurvatus
Lineage: Eukaryota; Fungi; Mucoromycota; Mucoromycetes; Mucorales; Mucoraceae
Exons: 3
Coding region: 69-1109 (346 amino acids)
Molecular function (GO): microtubule binding
Source: RefSeq, a predicted model, not a curated record
UUUUUUUUUUUUUUUUUUUUGUUUGUUUUCUUUUAUAAAUUUUAUUUUUUUGUAUACAUUCUAUUAAUAUGGUUCCAUUGACUACAACAGCAACACUAAAAGUAAAUCCACGCAAAUCAAGCAUUGAAUUGAAAAUGACGCCCACAACGAUACGUAAAGGUUCUCUAUCCUCUUCAGAGACUACACAUCAUAACUCAGUCCUCAAAAUGAAAAAUACGACGAAAAAGAAGGGAUCUUCUAAUUCAUCAGAGAUCAUUGAGAAAAGUCAAAAGAAUGAUAUAAAAAAGAAGAAGAAGGAGGAGGAGGAGGAGAUUGCAGAUUCCUCCCCUUCUUCUCCUACAACUGCAAUUACACAAAACCCACUCCAUUCAAGACCCUCAGUUAGUAGUUAUGUUACUCGUAGAACCCUUAUGGCAUCUCCACCUCCACCUGUUUCUGCUAAAACUGAUUUUAGUAGUCAUGUGAAGUCUAAGAUUGGUUCAUUUGAAAACAUAAAUUAUAAGCCAACAGGUGGUACGAGAAAAAAGAUCUUUGAUGAGAGAGUGACGAUUCUCAAACAACGUAUUGAAACAAAGGCAACAUCAAAAGUUGGGUCAAUGGAGAAUGUGAAACAUAAAUCAGGAGGUGGACAAGUAAUGAUUUUCGAUGACAAAGCAGCGUUUAUUAAAUCCAAACAGAUUUGUUCAAAGGUGGGUUCAAAGGACAAUAUAAGACAUAAGCCAGGAGGAGGAGAAGUGAAGAUAUAUGAUGAUAAAGCGUCCUUUAUUAAAUCAAAGGAGAUCAAAUCGAAGGUUAGAUCAUUAGAUAAUGUUAAACAUAAGCCUAGAGGAGGUGAUAUCAUGAUUUAUAAUGAAAAGCUAAAAUUCAAGGAAACUUCAAGUCCUCGUAUAGAUGCUGGUAGUAGUACUCGUACUUUUAAAAAGAAAAUACGCAAUAAUAGAACAGAUACUAGUAGUACAAAUGAUGAUAAUACAAAUAUGAUUUCCCCUAUUUCUAUGAAAGAAACAAAUGCAUCUACUUCAAAGACCUCGAGUGAUGAAGAUAUUCACCAUUUGAAAGAUACUUUAGUAUUAGCUUCUCCUACAAGUUCUAUUUCCCAAGUUCUAUGA